This is a messenger RNA of Saitoella complicata NRRL Y-17804, 630 nucleotides long. Its product is annotated as deoxythymidylate kinase-like protein. Lineage: Eukaryota; Fungi; Ascomycota; Saitoellomycetes; Saitoellales; Saitoellaceae. The coding region runs from base 1 to 630 and encodes 209 amino acids. Gene Ontology annotation, molecular function: ATP binding; dTMP kinase activity. The transcript has a single exon. The record is from RefSeq and is a predicted model, not a curated record. Gene Ontology annotation, biological process: dTDP biosynthetic process; dTTP biosynthetic process; dUDP biosynthetic process. Gene Ontology annotation, cellular component: cytosol; nucleus; cytoplasm.
AUGCCCCGAGGAGCUCUAAUCGUCAUCGAAGGCCUCGACAGAGCCGGUAAAUCCACCCAAUGCGACCGCCUCGUCACUCGCCUCAAGACUUCCACCCCCACCCUCCUCCGCAAAUUCCCAGACCGUACAACCCCAAUUGGAACCAUGAUUGACGCCUACCUCCGUUCCACCUCCGAUCUCGAUGACCACGCGGUACAUCUCUUGUUCUCGGCAAAUAGAUGGGAGGCGAGUAGUGCCAUCAAAGCAGAGCUGGAGGCUGGUGUGACAGUGGUGGUUGAUAGAUAUAUUUACAGUGGCAUCGCCUUUUCGAGGGCGAAGGGUCUGGACGGUGCGUGGUGUCGUGCACCGGAUGUGGGCUUGCCAAGGCCGGAUGUUGCCAUCUUCUUAGACAUCUCGGAGGAGGCGGCAGCGGAGCGGGGAGGGUAUGGAGAGGAGAGGUAUGAAAAGAAGGAGAUGCAGCGGAAGGUGCGUCAGGAUUUUCUGGAGCUGAGAGACGAUGAGAGGGAUGCUGGAGAUUGGGCUGUUGUUGAUGCGGGACAGUCGGUUGAGGAAGUUGAGGAGAAUAUCUGGAAGGCGGCACAGAAGGGGAUUGAGAGAGCACGGACAAAAGACCUGCGAACGGUCGUGUAA